Chelonoidis abingdonii (Abingdon island giant tortoise) is the source of this 6655-nucleotide messenger RNA. It is a transcript of the gene SCUBE1, whose product is annotated as signal peptide, CUB domain and EGF like domain containing 1. Gene Ontology annotation, biological process: signal transduction. Lineage: Eukaryota; Metazoa; Chordata; Testudines; Testudinidae. Gene Ontology annotation, cellular component: cell surface. Gene Ontology annotation, molecular function: calcium ion binding. The record is from RefSeq and is a predicted model, not a curated record.
GUCCCAAGCGCGUCUCUUAUCAAAGAAACACACCAACUGCAUUGAAUCAUAUCAUUAUCAUGGGGACUGUUUGUUUUUCAUGGCACUUUUGUUUGUUUUUCGCUCUCUUAUUUACUGGCAGGUUUGCGGGAGGCAAUGGGGUCCCAGAUGCUGAUGAAUGUACCGAAGGGACAGACGACUGCCACAUUGAUGCAAUAUGUCAAAAUACACCUAAAUCCUACAAAUGCAUCUGUAAACCGGGUUAUAAAGGAGAAGGGAAACAAUGUGAAGAUAUUGAUGAGUGUGAAAAUGACUUCUACAAUGGGGGUUGUGUCCAUGAGUGCAUCAACAUUCCAGGGAACUACAGGUGCACGUGCUAUGAUGGGUUCAUGUUGGCCCAUGACGGUCACAACUGUCUUGAUGUUGAUGAGUGUCUGGAUAACAAUGGAGGAUGCCAACAUAUUUGUGUGAACACAAUGGGCAGCUAUGAGUGUCAAUGCAAGGAGGGUUUUUUCCUCAGUGAUAACCAGCACACCUGUAUUCACCGCUCCAAUGAGGGUAUGAACUGUAUGAACAAAGAUCACGGGUGUGCACAUAUCUGCCGGGAGACGCCCAAAGGUGGGGUUGCCUGUGAAUGUAGGCCUGGCUUUGAGCUUGCCAAAAACCAGAAGGACUGCAAAUUAACCUGUAACUAUGGAAAUGGAGGCUGCCAACACACCUGUGAUGACACAGAUACUGGUCCUGUGUGUGGUUGUCAUCAGAAGUAUGCCCUGCACUCAGAUGGCCGAACAUGCAUCGAGAAGGAUGAGGCUGCAAUUGAGAGUUCUGAGUACAAUGCCACGUCAGUAGCUGAUGUGGACAAGAGGGUGAAACGGCGGCUACUUAUGGAAACAUGUGCUGUCAAUAAUGGAGGCUGUGAUCGUACCUGCAAGGAUACGGCGACAGGGGUACGUUGCAGUUGCCCAGUUGGAUUUACCCUGCAGCCUGAUGGGAAAACAUGCAAAGACAUUGAUGAGUGCUUGGUAAACAAUGGUGGCUGUGACCAUUUCUGCCGAAAUACUGUUGGUAGCUUUGAAUGCAGCUGCCAGAAGGGCUAUAAACUACUAACAGAUGAACGAACCUGCCAAGAUAUAGAUGAGUGCUCAUUCGAAAGGACUUGUGACCAUACCUGCAUCAACUACCCAGGAAGUUUUGAAUGUCUCUGUCACAAAGGCUACACCUUGUACGGCAUGACACACUGUGGAGAUGUUGAUGAAUGUAGCAUCAACAACGGUAGCUGCGACCAUGGGUGCAUUAAUACAAUGGGGAGCUAUGAGUGUGUCUGUCCACCUGGAAAGAAGCUUCACUGGAAUAAAAAGGACUGUGUUGAGAUGGUGAAAUGCCUCCCAAAUGCCAAACCAGCUCCUAAGGCUCAACUUGUCUGUAGUAAAUCAGGAGGAAUAGAGAGCUGCUUUUUGUCAUGCCCUUCCAAUACACUUUUUGUUCCAGAUUCAGAGAAUAGUUACACACUGAGCUGUGGAGUUCCAGUCCAGCAAGGCAAAGCCCAACAGAAACGCAACACAACACUUCCCAAUUGUGCAGAUUCAUUAGCCCCACCGAUCAAGCAGAAAGCUCGCUUUAAAAUUAAAGAUGCAAAGUGCCAUUUACGGCCUCGGAGCAAAGAAAAGAUUAAAGACAUUGGGAAGCAAACUAUUAUAGGAGGUCAAUUCCCUUGUACAGACAACUGCCAGGUGACCUUUGUGAACCUCAAGUGUGAUUCCUCCAAGAAAAAACGUCGGGGCCGCAAGUCACCAUCGAAAGAAGUGUCACAUAUCACUGCCGAAUUCGAAGUGGAGAUGAAGUCUGAGGAAGUCUCAGACACCUGUAACCUUGACUGUGUGCGGAAAAGGAUGGAGCAGAAGCUGCAAACUGCAAUCAAAACAUUGAGAAAAUCUAUUAACAAACAGCAAUUUUACAUUCAGUUUUCUGGGACAGAGUACGAAGUGGCUCAUAAGCCAGCUAAGGCUACUGAAGGACAUGAGGCAUGCAGUACAGGGCAAGUGCUGCAGGAUGGAAAAUGUGUUACCUGCAGCAUGGGAACCUAUUAUAGUGGAGAACAUAAUCAGUGCCUUCCUUGCUCACCAGGAACAUACCAAGACACAGAAGGUCAACUUACUUGUGAACCUUGCCCAAGUAACGACGGACAGGGAAUAGCAGGCGCACGGAAUGUGUCAGAAUGUGGAGGGCAGUGUUCUCCUGGGUAUUUCUCUUCAGACGGCUUUAAACCUUGUAGUGUGUGCUCUCUUGGUACAUAUCAACCUGAGCCAGGCAGGACCCUUUGUUUUCCAUGUGGUGGUGGGCUGGUGACAAAAUACGAAGGCGCCGUUUCAUUUCAGGACUGUGAAACAAAAGUUCAUUGUUCUCCUGGCCACUACUACAAUUCUACAACACACAGAUGUAUCAGAUGUCCUGUUGGAACCUACCAGCCUGAAUUUGGUCAAAAUUACUGCAUUAGCUGCCCAGGGAAUACAAGUACAGAUUUUGAUGGCUCUACUAAUGUUACACACUGUAAAAACCAGCACUGUGGAGGGGAACUUGGAGAUUAUACAGGCUAUAUCGAGUCUCCCAAUUAUCCUGGUGAUUACCCAGCUAAUGUUGAAUGCAUUUGGAAUAUAAAUCCACCCCCAAAGAGGCGAAUACUCAUCGUGGUUCCUGAGAUAUUUCUUCCAAUUGAAGAUGAGUGUGGUGAUGUUUUAGUAAUGAGAAAAAGUGCCUCCCCUACGUCAAUUACCACAUAUGAAACAUGUCAGACGUAUGAGAGACCAAUAGCAUUUACCUCCAGAUCACGAAAGCUAUGGAUUCAGUUCAAAUCAAAUGAGGGAAAUAGUGGCAAAGGAUUUCAAGUCCCAUAUGUGACAUACGAUGAGGAUUACCAACAGCUGAUAGAAGACAUUGUUCGAGAUGGACGACUAUAUGCAUCAGAAAAUCAUCAAGAAAUUCUAAAAGACAAGAAAUUGAUCAAAGCUCUCUUUGAUGUAUUGGCACAUCCUCAAAACUAUUUCAAGUACACAGCACAAGAGUCAAAGGAGAUGUUUCCACGAUCGUUUAUAAAGUUACUGCGAUCAAAAGUUUCCAGAUUUCUACGACCAUACAAAUAGCUUCCUAGUGAUAUUCAAUUUGGGGUUAUUUUGCAUUCCUGUCAAAUACUGUAUUUUACUCCACAGUAGAAACAUUUGCUAAUUGGAAAGCUAUAUUUUGCAGUCUUUAUUUUCAAUUAUAUAUUGAAGAAUAACUAUAAUGUUUUAUAAUUGUUAAAAGCCAAUAUUCUGAAUGGGAUUUUUACUACAAAGAAGAAUACUUGUGGAUCCUUGAGUGCAUCCAAUUGAAGAUCCAAAUUUGUGUCUGCACUAGUGUGUCUUCAUGUUUCAUUUGAAAAUGUUUGUUUUAGAAAGUAUAUUUUCUAAGCCUUUUUAUUUUCUAGCAAAAAUAGUUUUCUUCUAAGCAAAGAAGAAACCUGUUCAACCUGGUUAAACAAACUACCUGUUUUGUGAUAGAAAGGAGUAUGUAGCAUAAAUACUAUUUGGAUUUUGAAUUGCACUUGAACUUUAUAUUUGAAAUUUUAGAAGAGAACAAAAAAAAAUCUAAAUUUUGUUAUUUCCCAUUUGUGGUUUUGUGGAGACUUUGUUCUAGUAUAAACCAAAAAAAAAAGGGGGGGGAAAGGAAGUAAAAAAAAGGAAAUGGAUGUAUAAUUUUGUUUUAUGGAUUAUACAAGAUUGAAUCCCAUGCCUUCUCUGUUUUAUCUGCCCUAUUAUAGCCUUCUUCAAAGGUCUACCACUACCUGUCCUGCUGCGGAUACAGUCAUGGAAUUUUGUAUGCCAUUGGGUCUCUUUGAAGACUUUUACAAUAGGGUGGAUGAGAAACAAAGAAAAAAAAGUAGUAGUCUGUUUUUAUUUUCCUUAUUAGAGCAUCUAAUUAAGUACAAUAUAUAAAUAUAUAAAUAUAUACUUCUAUUUGUGGGUACAUUAGUAAUAUUAUCUUUAGUUACUGUAAAUAUUACUCAGGCUUAAAUCUCUACUCCCACGCACAGUAUUUACUCGUAUCUAUUUGUGACUUCAUUUAGAUGAUUAAAUAACUUCUCUGAGUGCUUGUAACUUCUGUUUAUCCCAAACUGAAGUAUCUUUGAAUUUUAUGAUACAAGAAAAGAAUAACUUUCACUUAGACAGUCUUGUCAAGCAUAAAUUAUUCGGUGGAAGGAUGAGAGAUUUUAGUUAAUGUAAAAUUCAUUUUGCUAACUACUUUACAGUAUCUCAUUCAGCAAAUAGUCCUAUUCUUCCUCCUUAUUCAGGUACUCCUUACAUCAAAAUCAAUGGGAGUUACUACUGAGAAAGAAGCAAUGAAUAGGACUUCAGGAGAGAUUAACUUUUACAUUAGAUUUGCCAUCUCCAAAUCAUUACAGAAAUAUACCUCUUGUAUAAGCCAAAUUUCUAAAGGGAAAAAAACAGAAAUAAUUUUUGCAAUCCAUCUGAAAUAUUUUUAAAUUAAUUAAAUAUACACGAGUAGCCUAAUCCUACAUUCCUUGGCCAUCCAAAACUCCCGCUUACUUCAGUAGCAGAUUCACACCUAAAACAUCCAUUAGCUUCACAGGAACAUAAGAAAUGUCCAUAGUAGGUCAGAUUAGCAGCCAUCUUCUGAGAGCAACAAAUACUAGAUGCAUGCGAAGAAGGUGCAAGAAUCCUGUAAUCCCCAUCAAUUCACUGACAUAACAGUGGAUUUCAAUGAGAGAUUGUAUAUUUUUGUUAGCACCAUGGCCACUGCAUUUUUCAGUUCCUUCAGAACUCUUGGACGUGUACCACCUGGGGCCUGGUAAUUUGUUUAAUUUCCUAGGGAAGUUUACCACCCUCCCCUUCGUCCCUCCUCUUUAUUAUCUAAGGAGAGUAGGUAUCACCCCAAUAUCUCUUGUGGUGAAGACUGUGGCAAAUAAAUCAUUUAACUUUGCUUUUCUACUGUUCCCUUAUCUCUCUGAUAAUCCAAGAGACCUAUGAAUUCUCUCAAAGACUUCAUGCUUCUGAUAUAUACUUUGAAGAUGUUUUACACUAAUUUAUAUGCAUAUGUUUUUUUCUGGCUAAUCACUCUUCAAACUCCUAUUUGGCUUUCUUAAUUUCCAAUUUACAUUUUACAGGCAAUAAUUUCUGUUCCUUUCUCCUGGCUACAGUUGAACUGGAUUGCCACUUCCUGAAAGAUACCUGUUUGGUUUGAAUCCCGUUUUUUAAUCUGGCCAUUUAGCCAUUUGGGGGAGAGGAUGAUGAACUUAAUUUUUUAACUCAUCACUAUUGCCUAGUAGGAGUCCAAGUAUGGGUGUCCCAAGGAAUGUAUGAUCCGUGCUCGCCCUAGUGGGUUUGUAGAAUGGAAAAACCAUUUGCUAAAUGUAGGGAGGCGUGGGCUAGUAGAAAUGCUAAUAAUUAUACAUAGUUUGUACAAUAAAGUGCAGUGAAUAAUAUGAGAAUCUAUAUAGAUGAUCACAAAUAUACAUGUAUAAAUCUGAAAGCUCAAAGACCACUACAAAGAAACAUAAUAUUUCAGAGUGAUGUGAACAUUGCAAAGGUGUCCCAGAGGUUAUCCAAAAUGGUUGAACUGGUCAUGAUUACCGCAAUCCAACUUAAAGAUAUUGGAAAACUGACUGAAAUUUUCAAAAGAAGACACACAAUUUAAAGAAAUGAUAUAACACCAUGAUUUCCUGAAGGCUGCACAUUGUUCUCUGAACUUUCAAACUGCAUUUCUCAGUCUAAGGAAAUAAGUCUGGGUCUAAUGCUGCGCAGUACUGAAUGUCUCAUGCAGACUAUGUGGCACCUAAAACUCCCAUUCAGCAACUCGCAGGAUUGGUCCCAACAUCACUGUAAAAUAUUACUGGCCUGCAGGACAAAUGAUUUUUUUUGCAGCACAGCACAAGGUAAUUUCCCUUGCAGGUCAGGAAUUCCUUUGUAGUUCAGUAAUGCUUUUAGGGCUUUCAGUUACACUGGUAUGAAGCCAGGACAAGGGCUUGUCUACACUAGGGAGUUGCCCUGAUCACGGCCAUUGGUGGCCAGCCAACAGUAUAACUGGACUAGUGGAAACCACUAGCGGAAGCAAGCUAAACUAUGGUUUGCACUGGUGCAGUUUACUCCAGCUUAAAAUGGCUGUGCUACACUGGUACUUAUUGCAGUUUAACUUGUUUACAGUAGAGGUUUGUACCGAUGCACCUACUCUGGUAUCUGGCCAUUAACUGCUGCAAUCCCCAGUAUAGACCAGGCCUAACUCUGAUGAUGCCCUCCACUACAUGGAUGCAACACUUAUUGAUUUGUUCCAACGUAAUAAGGGUAGAAUUUGCAUCAUUGAUUGUGCUGCAAUCAAGAGAACAAUUUGGCCAUUACAAGUAUAUAGCUGACAUACUGAAUGUUUCUUAUACUGUAUAUGUAGAAAAUCAUAUAUUUUAUGUGAUGUUUGCGUUUCUCCUUAGAAAUGUGACAGGCAGAUGUGCAAAUUUCUAAUGAAAAAGGUUAGCAUCAAGUGGUAGAUAAUAUUUUCUAAGCAGAUUUGGGAUUCUUGUUGUUAAUGCAAGCUGGUUUUCAUAAAAACACAUAUAAUGUUUCACUUAUAUGAUAAAAGUAAAAAUUGCUAUUAAAAAUCACCAUCCAAAAGUAUAGUAUGUGUGAGGGCUUUG